AUGUUUCUCAACAUCCCAUUGCUUGGCGAUAUCGUAAAAGGUCGUGGAAGAGGAGCUCAUAAGCAACCAUUGGAGGAUUAUGUGGAUCUCUACAUCCUUUGCGUGUUUGCCCUGCUUGUCGGCUCAAAACAGCACUUUGGAAAUCCAAUUGACUGCUUCAUUUCAGCGGAGGUUGAUAAGGUGCGAACAUGGCAGGCGUAUAUCCUUGAUUACUGCUUCAUGCAAGGUACUUACCGUUACGAGCUUGGAUACAAUGCUACCAGCCAUCCUGGUUAUUCGAUGACACCCGGGUUGAAUGGAAGAGAUCCUCAUGAUACGAAAUACAUCGGAGUGAAGUACUAUCAGUGGGUUCCCUUUUUCUUCGCGUUUCAACUCCUCUGCUUUAUGUUGCCAGACUUCUUCUGGGUUUACAUACAAUCAUACCUCUACAUCGAUAUGGCUAUGAUUGUAACUGAAAGUGCAGAGCUGCAGCGUGAGAAGCGUGCCAGUAAUCGUGCUAGUAAGCUAAGCAAUAUCUCCGACUACAUCUUUAGCUAUUUUUACUACAGGAAGAUCGCAAGGCGUGGUGUGAUUUCCUCUGUUUUCCGUCUACCUGCGAUAGCAACGAUAUUCUAUGCUUGCACAAAAUUCUUCUAUCUUUUGAAUGCCGUGAUCCAGCUCUAUCUUACGACAUAUUUCCUUGGAUUCCCUGAUAUGCAUUGGGGCGUUAGGGCAAGUAUGAUGAUUGCUUUCCUAUCAAAAAAGUCCUUCCCUCGUAUGAUUGGUGGUGUACGCAUACCCAAUCACGGAGGAUUGUCGCAUUUUCCUUAUUUUCCUCUCGAAGUUGGCUAUGGAAAACAAUAA
Strongylus vulgaris is the source of this 843-nucleotide messenger RNA. The record is from the annotation of a GenBank genome assembly. NCBI's taxonomy places the organism in Eukaryota, Metazoa, Nematoda, Chromadorea, Rhabditida, Strongylidae.